UGUGUGUCACUGUAACUAUACAGUAAUCAGUAAACUUAAAAAGAAAAAAGAGAUAUGGGAAGUUUGCAGCAACAGCAAGGAGGCGAUGUUGCAGUAAUUCCUCAAUCAUGGGGUGGAGGAAGCAACCGCAUAGUUGCUCUCAAUGUGGAGCCCGGCACCACCACCCCACAAUCCUUCUCUGGUAACAACAGCAAACGUUUCAAUGAUAAACAUGAUGACCCCAAUCAUGAUCAGAAACCUGGAUGGAGAAAGUUUUUGUCAUUUAUAGGCCCUGGUUUCCUUGUUUCAUUAGCUUAUCUUGAUCCUGGAAACUUGGAAACUGAUUUACAAGCAGGAGCCAGCCAUGGAUAUGAGCUGCUGUGGGUGGUUUUGAUCGGAUUAGUCUUUGCUCUCAUAAUCCAAUCUCUUGCUGCAAAUCUUGGAGUCAGCACUGGCAAACACUUAUCAGAAUUGUGUAAGGCUGAGUACCCAAGAAUGGUGAAAUAUUGCUUAUGGAUUCUAGCAGAGAUUGCUGUCAUAGCUGCUGAUAUACCUGAAGUGAUUGGGACAGCCUUUGGAUUGAAUAUACUGUUUAACAUCCCAGUAUGGGUUGGAGUUUUAUUGACCGGUUUAAGCACUCUCCUCCUCCUUGGCCUGCAGAGAUAUGGGGUGAGGAAGCUAGAAAUGCUGAUAGCAGUGCUGGUGUUUGUAAUGGCGGGAUGUUUCUUUGGGGAAAUGAGUUACGUAAAGCCACCAGCAUCAGGUGUGGUUAAAGGCAUGUUUGUUCCUAAACUUAAUGGCCAAGGAGCCACCGGCGACGCUAUUGCCCUCUUGGGUGCCCUUGUUAUGCCGCACAAUCUCUUCCUUCACUCAGCUCUGGUGCUCAGCAGAAAAGUACCAAACUCUGUUCGAGGUGUUAAUGAUGCUUGUAGAUAUUUUUUAAUAGAGAGUGGCAUCGCCUUGUUUGUGGCAUUUUUAAUCAACGUGGCGGUUGUCUCGGUAUCCGCCGCGGUCUGCACAGCUGAUAAUAUUUCCAGUGCUAACCAGAAACGUUGCAACGAUCUUAAUCUCAACUCAGCUUCUUUCCUUCUCCAGAAUGUGUUAGGGAAAUCUAGCAAAGCCCUUUAUGCCGUUGCACUUUUAGCAUCAGGGCAAAGCUCUACCAUUACAGGGACUUAUGCAGGACAAUUUAUCAUGCAGGGUUUCUUGAAUCUUAAAAUGAAGAAAUGGGUGAGGAAUAUAAUGACUAGGUGUAUUGCCAUUACACCUAGUCUCAUUGUGUCCAUCAUUGGUGGAUCUCAAGGGGCCGGUCGACUAAUUAUCAUUGCAUCGAUGAUUCUUUCAUUUGAGCUACCAUUUGCUCUAAUCCCACUCCUUAAAUUUAGUAGCAGCUCAACCAAGAUGGGACCUUACAAGAACUCCAUAAUUAUAAUAGUGAUUUCAUGGAUUUUAGGCAUUGGAAUCAUUGGCAUCAACGUGUACUAUUUAAUAACAUCGUUUGUAGACUGGUUGAUUCACAAUGAUGUACCAAAAGUAGGGAAUGUAUUCAUUGGAAUCAUUGUGUUUCCUUUAAUGGCGAUUUACAUUAUUGCAGUCAUCUAUCUAACAUUCAGAAAAGACAUUGUUGUUACAUAUGUGGAGCCCCAAAAAGAUGAAGCAGCAGAUACCCAAGUUGUUUGAUUUGAAUGCAAUGAUAUUGCCAUAUUAGGAAUGGCAAAAUUUGAAAAGCCUGAGAAAUUUUGAGUUAACUUGCCCGAUCGAUACAACUGGAACCGGUGCGAACCAACCACCAUGAGUUAGACAAUCAUUUGAAAAGGAAGUAGUUAUAGAGAACAAGCCUGAGUCGAAUUCUAAUUGGGAAAACAUUGCUAAAGUUGAAGCUCUUUAACCCAUCAAUCCCUCCACAACUGUUGAAAAACUCAUCUGGGAUUGAGUUAAACAAGUUGCUGGAAAAGUCAAGCGAUUGCAAAGAAUCAAUCUGGCAAAGCAUGGGAAGGAAAGUGGAGUUAGAGAGACCAAACCCCGCCAAGGAAAGGGAAAGUAUGGAGUUGUUGAGGGGGGAGUUGCAUGUAACUCCUCUCCAAUGGCAAAGGUUUGGCUCCAUUUCCAACAUUCUAGGAUGAAAAUGGGGUGUCUAACUCAAGCUGCUUAGAAAUAGUGAUCAUCGUCUUCCUCUGGUUUGAAGCUAGCUGACACAACACCAAAGGAAAUAUACAGAACAAGGAGGAUAAGCUGAGAAGGAAACUCCUAAUUUUAGAUGUAUGGGAAGCUCUGUGUUUUUGCUAUUAUUUUAAUUUAAAAUUUAAUUAGUUGCUUUUUUUUAAAAGUUUUAAUAAAAAUAAAUCAAUUAAAAUAAAAAGAAAAAAAAUAAAGUAAAAAUAA
Molecule: messenger RNA, 2361 nt
Organism: Gossypium raimondii (Peruvian cotton)
Lineage: Eukaryota; Viridiplantae; Streptophyta; Magnoliopsida; Malvales; Malvaceae
Product: metal transporter Nramp1
Exons: 14
Coding region: 55-1659 (534 amino acids)
Biological process (GO): metal ion transport
Cellular component (GO): membrane
Molecular function (GO): manganese ion transmembrane transporter activity; cadmium ion transmembrane transporter activity
Source: RefSeq, a predicted model, not a curated record